AAUUGUUUGCAUUACACGUGUCCGGUAGUCAAACGACGUAACGUUUCCUCUGAGCUGCUCUCUGGAGUGUGUGUGUGUAGCUGCAGCACAAUGUCAGGACAACAUUCCAAGCCCUGCCUCAGUGAGCCUCAGGCGUCUGAGCUGGUGCAGAGGCUCUUCAGCCUGACGCCAUCAGUGGUCCGCCCUCUGCCCAGCUACGAUGACCAAAACUUCUAUAUGGCCACGGCGGAGGGCGGCGAGUACGUCUUGAAGGUAAUGAACUCGGAGGACAGCAAGAACCCCAACAUGAUUGAGGUGCAGACGUACGCCAUGUCCUUCCUGCAACAGAACGGCAUUCCUGCCCAAACAGCCCUGCCCACCGCUCCUGGAAAGCUCAUGAGUCUGGAAGAAAUAGACUUUGGCAACGGCUGUCAGAGGUUCAUGGUGCGGCUGUUGACUUAUCUGCCUGGCACCACAGUUUCCAAGCUUCAUUUAACGCCCCAGUUAUUGUAUGAAAUCGGCAGCACAGCAGCCAGAAUGGACAAAAUCCUGAAAGAGAUGACACACCCUCACCUCAACGUGCUGCAGAGGGAGGGGUUCAAGUGGAGUCUGUCAAAUGUCCCUCUCCUGGAAGGAUACCUCUAUGUGUUGGAUGGAGACCCUCUUCAGGAGGUUGUAAAGUCUGUCAUUCAACAGUACCAGACCUCUGUGGUUGGAAAAUACCCGGAUUUCCGCAAGUGCAUUAACCACGGCGACUUCAAUGACCUCAAUGUGCUCAUGCAGCCUGAUGAGACUGACGGCUACAGGAUCUCUGGUAUCCUUGACUUUGGGGACUUGCACAGCGGCUACUACAUCCAUGAGUUAGCCAUCGCUAUCAUGUACAUGAUGAUAGAGCACCCUAACCCCAUUGAGGUGGGUGGUCCUGUCCUUGCAGGCUGGGAAAGUGUCCUCCCCCUCAAUGAAGCAGAGAAAGAGUGUCUCUAUGUGCUGGUGCUGUGCCGCUUCUGCCAGUCUUUGCUGUUUGCUCGUUACUCUGUGACCUUGCAGCCAGAAAAUGAAGAGUAUUUGAUGAUAACAUCCAGGAAGGGCGUCCGAAUUCUCUGUGAACUCCUGGAGCUCGGAAAGAAGCAGGCCGAGAAGGCCUGGUUCCAAAGUGCUGCUCAGUUUGCUCACAAAAAGUAAGGAAUGUGCGAAGGAAGCCAUUCACAGAUUUCUAAGCACAAUAAGUUGAUUCCACUUAAGCGUUUGUGCAAGUGAAUGAAUUCUAAAAGCAAAAGUUAAAACAAUAUAUUAGAAUAAGUGAGACAACUUGAAUAUAGAACUGAUUUGUUUUCAACAGAAACCAAACUAGAAUAAUAGUGCACAUUGCACACACACAUAAAUAUCAGUACCCUAAACGUGCCUGCUUUUUUUCAUCAAGAUCCAUGAAUUAUUUUGGGAGAAAUCAAUCCUUCAAAUGUAGAGGAAAACACAACCUCCUUGUUGGACAUAGACAUACAUGACAUAAACAUAAAAACUGAAGUGUGUCUGAGUAAGAGAUGAGUAAAUUAACAAAAACUGCAAUAGGAAAUAUCGAUACUAUAUGUUAACAAUGGAUUAUAUACUGUAAAAGUAGCCAGCAACCGAACCAAUAGAUUGCGAGUACUAAAGCAUUUAGGGGAAAGUAGUGAAUAGGGAUGUAUAGGAUAUAACUGCAGAAGCAACUCAAACCUAAUCAUAGAGACAGUCCCGGUAUCUUAAAGGUACAAUGUGUAGAAUGUAGUGACAUCUAGUGGCGUAGUUGCAUGUUGCAGCUAAAUACCUCACCCUCACCUCACAAACAUGAAAGGGAACCUGUGGAGGACCUGUAGUGGACCUGAAAUAAGGGGAGGCCUCUGUCGAGAGGACCCGCUCCAGAUGUAGACAAAAGGUCCAUUUUAGGGUUAAAUAAAACAACAAUUCAUAUAAUUUAGAUGAAACACACUAGUGAAAACCUCACUAGGAUUAAAGUAUACUAAACAUAUGCAAAUAAAUCCUUUUCGCCUAAAUCUUACACACUGUAACCUUAAAGAAACAGUGUGUAAUACCUCAGUAAGUGCCCAAGGUCUUCAGGGUUUAUGUAUUUCUAUAUACUUGGUUUACACAUUUCUAUGAACUUGGGUUUAUACAUCCCUAUGUGCUUGGGUUUAUACAUUUCUAUGUAUGUGCUUGUGUAACAGAAUAUUCCUCUGUAUGGUAAUGGUUUGCUUAAAUGAACAUUGGACUGUUUUUAUUACCUGGGACUCAUCCAGAGAUGAUGUAGGUGUGAAAUUGUCAUUGUAUUUUUAUAAAUUAGUAGGACCAUUUAGAAUAUUCUGUGUUAGUAAAAGUUCCUGUCCAAAUCCAGAAUGAAACAGGGUUUGAUUCUCUAUUUCUAACCCAGUUAAUGUGAUAUGUGUUUAAUGAGGAGAAUGUUCAGGCCACAUCUUAUGCCUUUAAUUAUUCAAAUAAAUUCUGGAUUCUGGAAGUGCACUGAUUGGAGACAUGGACGAUAUGUACAGUAUUAAUAUGUCAUAUAUAUAUAUGUACAGGAAUCAACUCCUCUGCAAUAAACUUUGUGCCUUCAGAACAAAUUUGAAUCUGGUUUAACAAAGACAAAUGUAAUGCUUUGGAACUUAUACACUAUUCCAAUGAUCUCUAUAAACAAGAGCAUUUCUUACAGUUUUUGAUAUGUUUAGUUAUAAUUAAAUGCUAUAACUUUACCUGUUUCUCACCAUGAACUGAACUGCAAACUGAAAAGCGUGAGAUUGUCAAUUUCAAUAUUUGAAUCCGAUCUGUGUAUAUAUAAAGUAGUGUGGAUAUUGCCGUAGAUAUUCUGAAGCGAUUGUAUCAAUGAUUGUUUAAAUUCUAAAGAAGAGUCAUGUUGAAUAAUCUGAAAAGUGUAAACAUGUUUGAAGUGAGAUGGUUGAUUGGAUAUGAAUUUUGAUGAAAUAUCCUGUGUAGAAUCACUGUUGUUGAGAUUUUAGGAUGAUUUUUCACAAUCCAAGAACGUUGUGAAUAAAACUAAUAGCAUUA
Messenger RNA from Pleuronectes platessa (European plaice), 3012 nucleotides. It is a transcript of the gene hykk.2, whose product is annotated as hydroxylysine kinase, tandem duplicate 2. The record is from RefSeq and is a predicted model, not a curated record. The transcript is spliced from 5 exons. Lineage: Eukaryota; Metazoa; Chordata; Actinopteri; Pleuronectiformes; Pleuronectidae. Gene Ontology annotation, molecular function: amino acid kinase activity. Bases 91 to 1161 code for a protein of 356 amino acids.